Molecule: messenger RNA, 2040 nt
Organism: Gorilla gorilla gorilla (western lowland gorilla)
Lineage: Eukaryota; Metazoa; Chordata; Mammalia; Primates; Hominidae
Gene: CCNO
Product: cyclin O
Exons: 3
Coding region: 765-1817 (350 amino acids)
Source: RefSeq, a predicted model, not a curated record
GUUUUGAGCGCGAAAGCCGUGGCUGGCUGGUGGAGCUCCAAUCUAUUCCGCAGCACAAACGGCCCUUCUGAGGCUCUGCUCCCCGAGGCUGGCGGAAGGAAGGGCACUGGCUACUCCGGUACCCACUGAAACAAAACCGACAAACGCAACCGAAUUAACACUAUUGCUUGUUUGGGUCACUGAAGAAAACUUUUCCUGUGUCGACAGAAUUCUAGCCCGACUUUCGUUUGGAACUCAGGAUCAGACCUUUACAAAAUUACCGACCUGGGUUAGAGGUGCCCGCACGUGUCGAGACCAUCUGGCCAAGGACAGGGAGAUGCCCCCUGGGAGAAUGUUUUAACCGGCGCAGCGGAGCCGCUUGGCUGCGCCCGCCGCAGCCCUACUCCCACUCCGUGCGCCGGGCUCCGCAGUGACCCGGGCUCCCGCAGCGACCCGGGCUCCGGUUGCCCAGGUAACGCAGGACGCAGGCGCAAAAGGCGGGUGCCUGGCGCGCGCUGCAGCUCCCCCUCCCCCCGGCAGGCCGCGGAGGCGACGCGCUGCCUGCGCCCUGAGGCGAGUGGUUCUCCAGCCGGAAAAUCGCGGCUCUGGUGCCGCUCUGGGCUCAGCCAGUGAGAGGCCGGGGGUGUGGUAGAGAGAAAGAGCCGGCCGGGUACUUAGGACCGCGCCAGCCUCUGAGCCCGGCCUCCUUCGCACUUUGGAGUGCGCUUUUGCUGCCCGCCGCAGCCCGGUCGUUGAAGGUAGUAAAGCGGCCACCCGGCCGCAUCAUGGUGACCCCCUGUCCCACCAGCCCCUCGAGCCCCGCCGCCCGAGCGGGGAAGCGGGACAACGACCAGAACCUCCGCGCCCCGGUGAAGAAGACCAGGCGUCCGCGCCUCCGGAGGAAGCAGCCGCUGCAUCCCCUGAACCCGUGCCCGCUCCCGGGAGACUCCGGCAUUUGCGACCUGUUCGAGUCCCCCAGCUCCGGCUCAGACGGCGCAGACAGCCCCUCUGCGGAGCGGGGUGGUAGCCCCCUGCCCGGCCCGGCCCAGCCCGUGGCGCAGCUAGAUCUACAGACCUUCCGCGACUACGGCCAGAGCUGCUACGCCUUCCGCAAGGCGCAGGAGAGCCACUUCCACCCGCGGGAGGCGCUGGCACGGCAGCCACAAGUGACGGCGGAAUCCCGCUGUAAGCUGCUCAGCUGGCUGAUCCCGGUGCACCGCCAAUUCGGCCUCUCCUUCGAGUCGCUGUGCCUGACGGUGAACACUCUGGACCGCUUCCUCACCACCACGCCGGUGGCUGCAGACUGCUUCCAGCUGCUUGGGGUCACUUCCUUGCUCAUCGCUUGCAAACAGGUGGAGGUGCACCCGCCGCGCGUGAAGCAGCUUCUGGCCCUCUGCUGCGGCGCCUUCUCCCGGCAGCAGCUCUGCAACCUCGAGUGCAUCGUGCUGCACAAGCUGCACUUCACCCUGGGUGCGCCCACCAUUAGCUUCUUCCUGGAGCAUUUCACACACGCUCGCGUGGAGGCGGGGCAGGCUGAGGCCUCCGAAGCUCUGGAAGCGCAAGCCCUGGCGCGGGGGGUGGCAGAGCUGAGCCUGGCCGACUAUGCCUUCACCAGCUACUCCCCUUCCCUCCUGGCGAUCUGCUGCCUGGCGCUGGCGGACCGCAUGCUGCGGGUCCCGCGGCCCGUGGACUUGCGACUGGGAGACCACCCGGAGGCGGCGCUGGAGGACUGUAUGGGCAAGUUGCAGCUGCUGGUGUCCAUAAACAGUACUUCCUUGACUCACGUGCUGCCCGUUCAGAUCUGCGAGAAGUGCAGCCUGCCCCCGAGCUCGAAAUAAAACAGAUCCUUCGUUUCCUUUUAGUCCCUGGCCUGGCUGCUGGACCUCUCCCAUAGCCUCAGAAGAGUGCAGUACUGGUCCACAGAGAAGGCUUCAGGACCUGCUUGGUCAGCUGCAGGUUGUAAAUAGUGUACGAUACUAGCAUCUGGUAUUUUAUUUAUUUUGCAGCGAGCACAUGGGGAAGCUGAGUCUUUCACCAAUAAACAGUUGUGGUUUGUCUAAA